GCUUGCUCGCGGUCACAUUGUGGUGGUUGGCUAACGGAGGCGUAUUAUCUUACGAUGAUAUAAGCUAACUUGCUAGUUAGCUAACUUAGUUUGUAACCGCAACCAUAAUUGGCUUUAGCUAGCUGGUUGUCUAGUCAGGCAGGUGUUGCUGGUGGAUGAGGGUAUACAUCUAUUGCCAUCCAUCAUGUCGAAGCCGUUCCGUUAUUUUUAGCUAGCUCUGAAGGAUAGCGCAGCUAAUAGUGGCAAGCAAAGCGUGACUAAUCGGUCUGUUUGAAAAACGAUACAAAUGGAGCAGUGGCAGGACGCGGCCUCUCAGCAGUUCAAGCUGCUUACAACCCGUCUGAAUGAACUGUUGUCAAAUGGUUUGGGGCUGCUGCGCUCCGAGCUCGGCGUGGAUUUGGGACUGAAGACCGAGCUUAUUCCACCAUGGGUGAUCCUCUUAGCGGCAUGUACCGGGCUGGUGCUGAUGGUCGCUCUGUGGGCCUCAACCUGUCGGUCUCUCUUCAAGAAACGACCCACUGAAAGCGCCUUGGACGACGGCAUUGAAGUAAAGUGGGGUGUCGGUAAACCUGUCAAACCCGAAGAACAGAAGAAAAAGAAGAAGAAGACGGAAAAGAAAGCCCAGCCAAAUGGGAGAGCUGUUGCUGAACCACAGGAAGAAGCCAUUGCGUCGGAAGAGACAGUGCCACAUCAUCAGCCGCCAACACCAGAAGUUAAGGUUGCAGAGUUAAAGAAGUCAAAGAAGAAGGCCAAACAAGCUGUUAAGGAGACAAAGGCCAGGACUGCAGAUGGCAAAGAGCCAGAAGAAGGCACAUGGGAGACCAAGGUCAGCAACAAGGAGAAGCGUGAGCAGCGCAAGAAGGAUAAGGGUUGCAGUGAUGGCUCCGCCAGUCCUGGAGGAGGGGAAACGCAAGCAUGCGUUCCCCCAGAACAGCCCAAGACCUCCACAGCCCCUGGACCUGCCAGCCAGAAGAAGAAGAAAGGAGACUCUGGGAAAGUGAAGUCGGAGAAGAUUGAGCCUGUUGUAUCUCAAGUUGUUAACAGCAGUGAGGUGGUAGCGGUGGCUGCUACUAUGACAGACAUGGCUGUAAAGGCUCCUGCUCCCAAUACCUGGACAACCAGUAGAGAGCAGGCGUCACUGUGGAGAGCGGAGAUCGAUGAGUCGUGGACUGUGAUUGACCGAAGCAUGACUACAACGGAGCAAAGUGCGGCGUCUUUACCUGGACUGGGUGUUGGUACUGCUGAGCCUGUGAGCAAUCUGCCCUGGCUCAGUCAGCCCAGAGUGGACGACGAGUGGUCUGGACACAAUGGUGGUUCAGUGGACCCAAGCUCUGACUGGAACGCCCCCUCUGAAGCCUGGGGCAACUAUGAAGAACCCACUCCUGAGACCCCUCCUGCUCUGGAGCAGCCCUUCCCUCAGCCUGCCACGGUGGAUCUGUUAAUUGGAGCUGCUGACGAUGAUGAAGAUGAGAAGGACAAGGGAGAGACUGCCGGUGAUGGAGCGGCUAAAACUAAAAAGAAGAAAAAGAAGAAGAAAAAGACUGCUGAGGAGGAAGGAACAGCUGGCCAGGGGGGGGAGCCAGAAAAGGACGUGGCACCUGCAGCCUCGGUGAAGAAGCAGCCGCCUGUUGUUCAGGAAAAGGCUGCUGCCGUCCAGCCUGUCAGAGGAGCUGCGGUCAAGGCGCGAGCGGAGCAACCAGUGAAGGACAACAUAUCCCAGAAACCCCCUGUCACACAAGUGCCAACUGAUGGAGAGCCCAGUGCCAAGAACAACCUUUCUGCUUCAACACAACAAAAAAAUGCUGAGGAGAGCCAAGGGCCCAAACCAGCGAAGAAGAAGAAGGCGCGGAGAGAGACAUGAGACCGAGUUCCCUCUGCAGACCUCUGUAUGCAAAAGACUUCAUAUCCUGUUUAUGCAACACCUUUUGUGGCAAGAACUUUGAACUAAGGUCUUCAUGAUGGACUUAAACCUUCCAAACCAGUCUGGAAAAUGAAACCGCUCUUACACACGUUUGUGUUGAAAACUGAAUCUAAUGUAAAGCGGUGUUGAUGAUUUUUAAGUAUGCAUUUGAUACUCUUGAUUCUGUCUUCUAAUUCCACUAAAUCAAGUAACUGAAAGAGUUGUAUUGUACAAUUAGAUGUAGAAAAUACUGAUCUUGUUUAGCAGUCUCGAUGUUGUGGUGGUGGCUAACGCCUGGAGUUUCCUGCAUUGUGAAUGAAAGCGGUCACUCGACACUGGGCUGUGUCAUCGACUUGGCCUUUGCUUAUGGAGUCUUUUAUUUUGCUGUUUUGUGAGCCAUGAUGGUGCAGCAAGCUCUGCUGGUGGAAGAGCCCAGUGAUCAAAUGUCUGUGUCCGGGGAUCGGCUCCAAGCGGCGUCAACAUUUGUGACCUAUACGAGACGGAAAAGGGAAUCAUGUCUGCUCUGUAACUCUGCAUUCUUAUCUGUGACUCUCUCCAUCUGGUUUGUCUCUUGUCCGAUGUUGUACUGCAGUGUUUGGAGAUGCCCCUUGUUCCCUCGCUGUGUUUACUAUCUGUGGCCAGAGCCUUUGAUCGUAGAUGUACUUUUGCAGUGUCAUCAGCCUCUUCAUGAUUUUUCCACCUGUGGUUGAUUCAAAAGUCUUCAGAACCUUUUGUAAAAAAACAGUUUGUAAGAAAAGAAAAGCUAAAGCCAUAUGUAAAAAGACUAAAUAAAGGCCAGUUUUUCUAUAUUUGGGCUACUCUAUAUUGCAGUUCUUUUAGCGGGGGGGAAAGCAACCCACUUCUGUGUAAUGGGAUGACUAUGAAGAAGAUGUUAUUUAUGCUGCUAUCAGAACACACAGAUUUCAUUGGCUGUCAGGUUAAAGCCUUUACAAAAUACAUACUCUGCUUUGUCAACUGUUUGAUCAUUCAAAGAUAAUGUAUUGUCAUUCCACAACACUUGGUGUGUACCUUUGUCCUUAAAAGAACCACAGGCAUUUUAGACAUUGGAGUUAAGUAAUUCACUAUCAGUUGAAAAUGUGAUGAAUUGUCAGUUUGUUCCAGCGGGAAAAUAGUCUUAAAGUCCAAUUUGAUGAUUAGUAAAUGUCUGUAAUUGUGCAAAAAGAUUAAAUGAUUAAACAUCA
This is a messenger RNA of Pseudoliparis swirei, 3102 nucleotides long. Its product is annotated as protein LYRIC-like. The coding region runs from base 287 to 1861 and encodes 524 amino acids. The record is from RefSeq and is a predicted model, not a curated record. Gene Ontology annotation, cellular component: nucleus. Lineage: Eukaryota; Metazoa; Chordata; Actinopteri; Perciformes; Liparidae. Gene Ontology annotation, biological process: positive regulation of canonical NF-kappaB signal transduction; negative regulation of apoptotic process; positive regulation of angiogenesis. The transcript has 13 exons. Gene Ontology annotation, molecular function: transcription coregulator activity.